GGCUGUCCCUGCUGAGAAGCCUUUGCUGUGGCCAUGGCGUGGCUGGAGGUCAGCGGGGGCGUGAGUCAGGGGCGAGGAGCGCCGUGCCCUCGCCCACCCCGCCGCCCGUCCCGCCGCCGAGCAGGGCCGCGUGGGCCAUUGGCUGCGCCGGGCCCCGCCUCGCCUCCCAUUGGCGGAGCCGCUCGCCUCCUCCGUCUCAUCUGGACCCGGCAGCCCUGCCGCCGGUUGCAGCUCUUCCAGCCCGACCGCGGAGGCACCGGAGGAUGCCUGCUCACCGGCCCUCCCUCGAGAAGAUGAAGGCACAUUCCUGCUUCAUUUUUUUGUUUUGUGGGAUAUUUUUGCCCAGAAUCCUUGGUUUUCCGCAGACAAAUACUUCAAUUGACUGUGAUUCUCUGUUACCAAACUAUGGAGCUGAACCACAGACAUCUGCACCACCAUACAUUAUUGCUGUAUCUUUUGAUAACUUUGAACCAGGAAAUGAAAUCCAAGUGAGUUUAGAAGCCCUUAAGGAGGCUGGCUUUAAAGGAUUUCAUCUACAAGCUCGAGAAUUGGAAGGAGAUGUUCCUGUUGGUACUUUUAAAAUUACAGAUCCAAACACAAAAGGCUUGGAUUGUCAUAACGUGACGAAUUCAGCAGUAAGUCAUGCAAAUUCAGAUCUGAAACAGAAAGUUACAACUACAUGGAUUGCACCACAUGAUAUUAGAGAUCUUCAAUUUAUUGCAACUGUUGUUCAAGAUGUAGAGAAAUUUUGGGUCGGAGUUCAAAGCAAAACUGUCACACCUACACAUUCUGAAUCAGUUAAUGGGACAGGAAAAAGUAAGAGGAAGAUUAUGAUAGAAGUAGAAUGUACGAAGCGUGGAGGGACUUACACACCACAAGGUGGAUGCGUCCUGGUCGGACCCUCCGGAUCCUCCCAGAGCAGCUAUACAAGUGGUCAGGGUGGAGUAGUCUACUCAAUAAGCAAGAGUGGAUGUGUCCCAGGAGGUGCUGCUGAUGCAUAUGGCAGACAUGCCUGCAAAGAUAGUGCAUCCUCAUAUAGCCCUGGUCUUACCUAUGGCCAGUCUGUCCCUGCUAGCAGUUCAGAUUCCAGUAAGAAGGUAGUGGUCAUUCCUAACAGCAACCCUUUUCCACCUGUGCGUCAUACGUACCCGCAGAGCUUGGGCAGUUCUGCUACUAAAAUCAUAAUACAGAGUGGACAAAAGCAACAAAGCAGCAGCAGUACUUAUGUUCAGGGACGACCAAGCUACUCAGGGAGCAGCAGCAGCUCUUACGGCCAGGGCUACCAGCCUCAAGGUGGCAGUUCCUAUGGCCAGGGCUACCAGCCUCAAGGUGGCAGUUCCUAUGGCCAGGGCUACCAGCCUCAAGGUGGCAGUUCCUAUGGCCAGGGUUACCAGCCUCAAGGUGGCAGUUCCUAUGGCCAGGGACGACCAAGCUACUCAGGGAGCAGCAGCAGCUCUUACGGCCAGGGCUACCAGCCUCAAGGUGGCAGUUCCUAUGGCCAGCAGGGUGGAUAUCCUUCUUCAGGUGGUAGCAGUGGUUGUGGACAAGGUACUUCGUAUGAUGGCAAUCCCUGCCACCAGGAUGGAUCACAGGGUGGUAGCCAGGGUGGCUCAUACUCACAAAGCUAUGGUGGCAGCCAAAGUGGCUCAUCAUCCUCACAAGAUUAUGGUGGCAACCAGGGUGGAUUCUCCUCACAGAGCUAUGGAGAUGGCCAAGAGUCUUCGGAUGAUAAUCCCAAUGCUUGUGAUGAUAAUGACACUACAUAUAGUGCUAAUGGUCAAAGUUCUGGUUGUUCAAACAGGAAGGUUCUUGUUGCACGUGAUACAUCACAUGUUUUGAGCAAAAGAGACUAUGAUGUACAGAAUGAAUCUUCUACUUCAAACAGCAACCACACCAACAUCCAGGGCGGAUCAUUUAUUGCAACCAGUGGUGGAUCAAGUAGCCAGGGUGGUUGCAUUUGUCCUGAUGGAAGCAGUGGUAUUAGACAGGGUGGAUCUUCCGUAUAUGGUGGCAACAGUGGAUCUUACGGUCAGGGAUCCCCAGGUUCUUCACCCAGCACCUACUCUGGUAACCAGGGUGGAUCCCCCUUCUACCCCAGUGGAUCUUAUGGACAGGGAGCACCAGGUUCUUCACACAGCACUUACUCUGGUAACCAGGGAGGACCUUCCUUCUAUCCUGGUGGAUCGUAUGGGCAGGGAUCCCCAGGUUCUUCACCCAGCACCUACUCUGGUAACCAGGGUGGAUCCCCCUUCUACCCCAGUGGAUCUUAUGGACAGGGAGCACCAGGUUCUUCACACAGCACUUACUCUGGUAACCAGGGAGGACCUUCCUUCUAUCCUGGUGGAUCGUAUGGGCAGGGAGGAUCUUCUGUCUAUGACAGCAGCAGUGAAUCCUAUGGUCAGGAUGGAUCUUCCACAUACGGUGGUGGUGGACCUUAUGGUCAGGAUUCACCUUCCAUAGGAGACGGUGAAUCUGAUGAAAGUGAUUCACCCUCACCCUCGCCAUCUGGCAGCCAGCAGAGUGGAGCGGAUUUUUAUUCACCAGGAGGCAGCCAAUCAGGUGGACAUGGAUCAUCUUCUCAAGGUGGUAGUUACCCCAGUCGACAGGGCUCACCUUCGUCAGGAAGCAGCCAGUAUGGUGGGCAGGGUUCACCUUCUUCAGGAGGCAGCCAAUCUGGUGGACAGAGUGGAUGUGAUUGUUCCGGGGGGAGCUCUGGUGGAUCACCUACCUUAGCCAGAAGUGAUUCCUCUGCAAAUGGUUCAUCAUCUUCUGGAGGCAGCCAGUACAAUAGACAAGAUUCACCCUCACCCUCGCCAUCUGGCAGCCAGCAGAGUGGAGCGGGUUCCUAUUCCUCUGGAGCUAGCCAGUAUGGAGAACGGGGAUCAUCAUCUUACGGAGGCAGCAGUUACAGUGGACAGGGUUCACCCUUUUCAGGAGGAAGCCAGCAUGGUGGGCAGGGUUCACAUUUCUCAGGAGGCAGCGAGUAUGGUGGACAGGGUCCCUAUUUCUCAGGUGGCAGCCAUUAUGGAGGACAGGGUGUGGCUUCUUCAGAAAGCAACCAGUAUAGUAGACAGGGCUUUCCUUCAGGAGGAAGCCAAUCUGGUGGACAGGGUGGAUGUCUGUGUCCUGGUGGAAGUUCAGGCUCUCCUGCAGGAAGCAGCUACUAUGGUGGACAGGGUUCAUCUCAUUCUGGAAGCAGUCAGUACGGUGGGCAGGGCUCAUCUUCUGGAGGCCAACCACAUGGUAAACCAGGUUCAUCUUCCUCAGGAGGCAGACACCAAGGAAAGCCAGGGUCUUCUACUUCAGGAAACCCUUAUUCUGGUAAACAGAAUUCAUCUCCCUCAGGGGGCAGCCAAGUGAGCUCUGCUGGGAAACACUCCAGUCCUGGAGUCCUGCUGCUAUUGAGUGCUUUGAGUGCCUUUGCUGCCUCUGCUGCUAUCUCAAAGUGGUCUAUAUGAACUUCUGAAGAUGUACCUGGCAUCCUAGACAUUGAUUAUACUCUGUAAUAUUAGAUUAACUACUUGUUGUAAGAAAAAAAAUUAAGUCAAAUUGGCAUAUGUUAUUUGGCUGUUAUGUUGUAUGUCUGUUUAAUAUGCAAUGCCUCUGAUUAGUUUACCUUUAGUUUUAGUAAUUAGUAGAUGUCAUUAGUUUUAUCAGCGUUUUAGACAUCAUUUUAACAGAGCAUAUUGUGCCCUACCGAUAUGAUUUUUUUUUUAUUUCCAACUAGGAAUGUGAUGAAUACUCAAUUGAAAUUUGAUUUGUUGCUUAGAAAAUAUUUGGUUACUAACCAAAAGGAGGGGUAAGGGGGAUCAAACAAAUUGCUCUGUAUGCAAACCGAGCACUGUCACUGGUCAUCAUCACAUAAAAUGAAGCUAAUUACAAUUUCUGGUAAUCAACCCUUCAUGGGACAGAAGAAGAGAGGCUAAGAUAAUAUCCGAGUGCUGUUUUAGUGUGUUGUAGUUAAAUUCAAGUUCAAUAUGGAGGUUGCAAAGCAGAACAAAUAUUUCAUGGCUCUGAAACUUGGGGGGGGGGGGGGGGGGGGAUGUUAAACUUCAUCCACUGGAGAAAUCAAACAGCCUAGAGCAAAGAAAUAUUAAACUCUGUUCAAACCAACUGCAAAUGCCUGGAGUUCUGUAGAGCAGCACAGAAGGCAGCGUAGUGCAGAUUAGGCUGAUAGCCUAUAAAGUGCUGGAAAACAACAUUUUCACUGGGAAUUAAUGGAAAUUUAAUUAAGUUCAUAAAACUGAUAAAAUCCUGAGAUUGGCCCCUUUUCUCAAGUAUUUUGUCUAACCUGUGAUACCUGAUGUAUCUGCAAGUUUAAUUUCAAGAAUGAUGAUACCUGAUGUAUCUGCAAGUUUAAUUUCAAGAAUGAUGCUGAAAUCUACACAGCAGUACAGUAAAUGGGGUCACAGAAAACCAUGGCCAAUCUUUGGGUUCAAAAGCAGUUCCACAUUUUGCAGCACAUUCUUUUGGAACUGGUCGAGUGGUCUUAUCUUUGUGUAGUGACCAGUGCACUGGCAUGUAGUUCAUAGUAGUGUGUUCAUUGUAUUAAUGAUAAUACAUGUUAUAUAGUAUUACCCCUAAUACAACUACUGUAACAGUUUUAACUGCAUGGUAGGCUAGUGUUUGAUGUUAACAAAGGGUAUUCUUCAAAAACAUACUUCUAAUUAAUGUUUUGUUGAACAUGUGCCUAGUAUUAAAAUUAUAUUUGUUACUUGUC
This is a messenger RNA of Dromaius novaehollandiae (emu), 4720 nucleotides long. RefSeq names its product hornerin-like. The coding region runs from base 264 to 3458 and encodes 1064 amino acids. The transcript is spliced from 72 exons. The record is from RefSeq and is a predicted model, not a curated record. NCBI's taxonomy places the organism in Eukaryota, Metazoa, Chordata, Aves, Casuariiformes, Dromaiidae. Gene Ontology annotation, cellular component: membrane.